GCAAAAUCCUGUCCCAACUUCUGCUGUGGAGAUUGCAUGCAUCAAUACUGUUGCUCUACUGCCUUCUUAAAAUUUGGUGAAGAACAACAAUUUCAGUGUAAUCUGCUUGAUGGAAGGACCUCUGACUCAAGCAACAUAAAUUACAUGCAGGUUUUUUCGGACCCCGAUGAUUACAUUUCCUCUGGCCCCAGUUUUGGAAGCCUUGUUGCGAUUGGAGUUACUGUUUGUGCAGUGAUUGUAAUUACUAUUAUUCUGUGCCUCACCUGUUCGUGUUGCUGUUUAUAUAAAGCAUGUCGAAGACCAAGGCCUGUUGUGACCACCACUACUUCCACUACAGUAGUUCAUGCUCCCUAUCCCCAGCAACAGGGAGUGCCACCCAACUACCCAGUAGGCCCAUAUCAGGGAUAUCAGCCUGUGGCUAUCCAGCCACAACCGGGAAUGCCGGUAGCACCGUACCCUGCACAGUAUCCUCCCCCUUACCCCAUGCAGCCAUCAGGACCCCCAGCUUAUCAUGAAACGGUGGCAGCUGGUGCUGGAGCACCUUACCCAAUCAGCCAGCCCCCUUACAACCCUGCUUAUGUGGAUCCUCAGAAGCCCACCUAUUGAAAAGAUCUUCUUCUAUGCUUCUGCAUAUGAAACUUUUUAAAGUAUAAUUUGUGCUGUUUACACUGUGCAACUGUAGUAUAUUUUUCUGGAAGACAGCAAUCUUUUGUCUUAAGUAAAGUGAAAGUUAAUUCAGUAUCUUUUUUUUAAAUGUUUCAAGUACGAGGAAGGAGUAUUUUUCUUGCAGAAGUUAUUAAUUUAUACCUCAAGCAAAUACAAAAAGAUAUUUUUUUUCUAUAUAGAAUGAGAAAAGCAUGAAGAAGGAGUACUUCAGAAAAAAGAACCACAAUAACGUUUGCUGUGCAAUAAUUUUGAAAGGAAUGGUCUAAUAUAAGCAUUAUCAAACACCUAAAGCUGUAGCAAUCUUUUGCACAGUAUUAAAACAUAAAAACUUAAUCUCUAAGAAACUACCUGAUAUAUGUUAUGUAUGUUCUGCCUGUUUCGAAGCUACUGUUGUUAGGUGAGCUACAAUGUAAUACAUUUCAUUUACCAUUCAAAAGGGAUUUUUCCGUCUUUGAAACACAUUUGCCUUCAGUAAAGGGUAGCAAACCACGUUUAAUUGUCUUUGGACUAGUUGCAUUUUUCUGUGCUAAAUAGCAUGAGUUGAUAAUUUCCUUGUUUUCUUUCCCAAUUUUAAGGCUUAAAAACUGUGCCUUCAUUGGGUGUUUUCUCAGGCCAUUUUAAUUUAUAGCUAGAAAUCAACAACAAAACCAAACUGCCCCUUAGUAGAACAAAUAGAUCGAAAGCUGAAAAGCUGAGAAUUUUUCAUAAAAAUUAUUGGACAAGUAUUUGUUGUCCAAGUAUUAUUGGACAAGCUUUCUUAAGUCAUAUGUUGUUGAUGAGUUUGGAAGAAAAAAUAGCACCUUAAUCAUAUGUUAAGCAGAAGUACCUGCCAGUGUUCAGUCCUGCCUCAUCGUAGGGAAGGAAUUUAUUUUACAGGAGAGAUGGGAUGUCAGAAAUAGAUUGGGGUUUUUAAAUACUUUGGGUUUGUCACUGUCUGUCUCUAGUAGGAACUGUAGAUGGUGGGAGCCUAGGAAUGAUAGAUCUUUAUAAACUCACUCUGUGUUUGAAUAACAAUAUGCAGGGGGGAUAAGAAAUCCCAGCCCAACACACAGUAGAGAUUAAACCUCCCUUUUGUCUUCAACAUUUCCAUAAAGCUGAGCAGAGAAUGAGAAGUCAGGGAAAGGAAGAGUGGUAAGAUUUGGUCACAGCGAGGUAAUGUAUUUUCAAGAAGGUAGUGCUUGCAGUCAUGGAAUGUCUUGAGACAUCCUCAUGACUAUUACCAGUGUUUGCAAGGCUUUUGGUUCUAUAUACCUUGUGUUGAUCAAAUGAAUCAUGAUUUUUUUUUUUUU
Gavia stellata (red-throated loon) is the source of this 1955-nucleotide messenger RNA. It is a transcript of the gene SHISA5, whose product is annotated as shisa family member 5. Gene Ontology annotation, biological process: positive regulation of canonical NF-kappaB signal transduction. Bases 37 to 606 code for a protein of 189 amino acids. Lineage: Eukaryota; Metazoa; Chordata; Aves; Gaviiformes; Gaviidae. The record is from RefSeq and is a predicted model, not a curated record. The transcript is spliced from 5 exons. Gene Ontology annotation, cellular component: endoplasmic reticulum.